GAAAACACCAACGGUGGAUUUACCCUCCUACAACAUCAUCAUCGUUGUAUUUUCCUUAGUCUAGAAAUUUUCAAAAUAGUACAAACAAUCGAAGCGGAGCUAGUCAAAUUCAAAUUCAAAUUCGUUGUUGUACCAUUCUUCAUCGAUCUAGGGUUUCCUUCUUCUUCAAUUCUUCAAUGGCGUCUAAUUCGUAUGGAGGUUCCUCUUAUGGCGGUGCCGCUGCUUAUCGAUCAAGAGAGGGUCUAAGUACGAGAGCAGUGGGUGGUUCUGAUGAAAUUCAAUUGCGAAUCGAUCCUAUGCACGCCGAUUUCGACGACGAGAUCAUCGGUCUCCGAACCCAAGUUAAAAAACUCAGACACGUUGCUGAAGAGAUAGGGACAGAAGCAAGAUUUCAGAAAGAUUUUCUUAAUCAGCUGCAAAUGACAGUACUCAAAGCUCAAGCAGGGGUGAAGAAUAAUGUAAGGCGAUUGAACAAGAGCAUAAUCCAGCAUGGCUCCAACCAUAUCGUUCAAGUGGUUGUUUUUGCUCUAAUUUGUUUCUUCGUGGUUUACUUUUGGGCCAAGAUGUCCAGAAAGUGAGGAUCAGCAGCCCUGCUGUGAGAGGAACACUCCAUGGAGCGGGCACUGGAGAUAACCCUUCCUGCUGCUGACCUGUUGCUUCAAAGAAGUUCAAUUGAAGAGUUUUAUUCUGGACCACACAAAUUUACAAUAGUUCUGCUGUAAUUUGUAAAGUCUUGUCAUGUUCUUGUGACUUGAAAGAGGACAUCUUUGACUAGGUUUUAGAACAAUAGUGUUAUUAGAUGUGGAGAAGGAAAGGAUAUUACUGCUUAUUGAAUGUUACAACUUACAAUAGUAUGCCUAACUUUUGUGAAAUGACCUUUGUAUAAAAGAAAGCAUUCUUUUAUCCAUAUUUAAGCUUCGCUUAUUGAGUGGUGCA
Messenger RNA from Quercus robur (English oak), 936 nucleotides. Its product is annotated as bet1-like protein At4g14600. The transcript has 4 exons. The record is from RefSeq and is a predicted model, not a curated record. NCBI's taxonomy places the organism in Eukaryota, Viridiplantae, Streptophyta, Magnoliopsida, Fagales, Fagaceae. The coding region runs from base 177 to 578 and encodes 133 amino acids.